UUUCUCGCUCAUCUCACACCGCCGCACUGCGGCCGCCUCAGCUUCCGCGCCACGCCACGGUCAACCCCGCCCCGCCGCCCUUGGCUCGCCGGGAGUCGCCGCGCCGCAGGGGCGGGCCGGACCGGCGGCAGGCGGCGCUGCGAGCCGCGCCCGCGGCCUCCCGCCCGCCUUUGCUUUCCCGGUGGCGCCGAAAUCAAACUUCGUCGCUGGCCCGUGCAGGAGGCGACAUGUCCAAGAAAAAAGGUCUGAGCUUUGAGGAGAAGAGAAGUCGCAUGAUGGAGAUCUUUUUUGAAACGAAAGAUGUAUUCCAGUUGAAGGACAUAGAGAAGAUUGCUCCAAAAGAAAAAGGAAUUACCUCAAUGUCAGUGAAGGAGAUUCUGCAAAGCUUGGUUGAUGACGGCAUGGUGGACACUGAUAGAAUUGGAACCUCCAAUUAUUUCUGGGCUUUUCCAAGUAAAGCUCUUCACGCCAGGAAGCGUAAAUUGGAGGAAUUGGAGUCUCAGUUUGCUGAAAGCACUCAGAAGAAAGAGGCUUUACAAAAAAGCAUUGAGAAAUCAAAAACAGGACGUGAAGACACUACGGAACGUGCAGCACUAGUAGAAGAACUUGCUGCUCUUCGGCAGAAAAAGGAGCAGCUGAAGGCAGAAAUAGACAAAUACAGGGAAUGCGAUCCAGACGUCGUUGAAGAAAUGCGCCAAACAAACAGAAUAGCCAAGGAGGCAGCCAAUAGAUGGACUGAUAACAUCUUUUCAGUAAAGUCCUGGGCCAAACGUAAAUUUGGAUGUGAAGAGAGCAGAAUUGACAAAAGUUUUGGAAUCCCAGAAGAUUUGGAUUACAUUGAUUAGCAUUCAUCAGUUGAUGGCUGACACAGUUUGUACAUAGCUUGUUAAAUAUUCCCAGAUGGCAUUUAAAUGCUUGUCUGAGUCCUCUAUAAAGAAGUGACCACCCUUUACUUUGCAAGUUUUGUUAAAGUUAAUAAAAUUCUAAAAAUA
Pogoniulus pusillus (Red-fronted tinkerbird) is the source of this 992-nucleotide messenger RNA. RefSeq names its product meiotic nuclear divisions 1 (gene MND1). Gene Ontology annotation, molecular function: double-stranded DNA binding. The record is from RefSeq and is a predicted model, not a curated record. The transcript is spliced from 8 exons. Gene Ontology annotation, biological process: reciprocal meiotic recombination. Gene Ontology annotation, cellular component: nucleus. Bases 228 to 845 code for a protein of 205 amino acids. Lineage: Eukaryota; Metazoa; Chordata; Aves; Piciformes; Lybiidae.